Molecule: messenger RNA, 3986 nt
Organism: Ruditapes philippinarum (Manila clam)
Lineage: Eukaryota; Metazoa; Mollusca; Bivalvia; Venerida; Veneridae
Product: protein amalgam-like
Exons: 7
Coding region: 16-1224 (402 amino acids)
Biological process (GO): synapse organization
Cellular component (GO): neuron projection membrane
Source: RefSeq, a predicted model, not a curated record
AAUGGUAAAGCAAAUAUGGUAUAUAUUUCAGUGAUGAGGGUAACACAGUGCCAGUUUUUACCAGGUGACAAUGCAGCAUCAUUAGAUGAAACUCCAGUCACAUUGAUAUAUACAGAAGGAAAUACAGCUGUUUUACCAUGUCAAAUACAGAACCAAGGAGACAUGGAUGUGUCCUGGUUCAAAGAAAAUUAUCAGAUCAUAGCCAGUGGUAAUGUGAUAGUAAAUGGGGAUAAAAGAAUAAGUGUAGAAACUAAAGAACCUGGAGACUGGAAUCUUGUUAUUAAAAAUGUACAGGAAGAAGAUGCAAAACUCUACAUUUGUAUGCUACAAAGUUUUCCACCACAGGAAAAAAAGUUUACUGUACAUGUAAAUACUAAGCCUAAAAUAGAUAAAGAUAGUCUGCUGGAGAGGUAUUUAUUCAAGAAGGGAGAGGCAUUAAACAUAACAUGCAAUGUGAGUGGAUAUCCAGAGCCUUCUGUAAAAUGGUAUGCAUUUAGAACUGAACUGUCUACAAUGAAGGAAAUAAAAGAACUUGUUUCAUCUACCCAAAUGCUAAUGUUUAAAAACCUUGGACCAACAGAUGGUGGUAUAUAUGGAUGUGAAGCUGAAAAUGUUGUAGGAACAGACAUGUAUGAAAUCUUCCUUCAAGAAGUCUAUGAACCCAAGUUGAGUACAACAAAAAACAAAUUUGUUGAAAAAGAGUCCUCUGUAAUUGUGUUACAGUGUGAAAUAGAAAGUAAUCCAGCUGCAGAUAUUGGCUGGCAACGAAAUGGGAAACUACUCAAGACAGACAUGGAUAAAUAUAGUAUAGAAGUAUAUACUGAAGGUGACUUUAAAACAGUUACAGAAUUAACAAUACGUGAUAUUAAUACGUUAGACAGGGGAGAGUAUCAGUGCCUUGCUAGGAAUACUAUUGGUAUAGAUUAUAUCAAAUUCAAUGUGAUAGUGGAAUUAUCAACCACAACUGUUAAAAUAACUACAAGAAAACCAACAACUGCCAGAUUAACAACUGAGCCCGUGCCUAUACCUGAGAAAACAACAGCCACAUCUACAGUGCCCACAAAAACACAGCCAGAUAAUCUAAAGAAAACAACAACUGCUAUAAACUAUGUAGAAGGUCCAAAAACAGGUGACAGUCGCAGCCAUGCUUCUCUUGUUACAUACAGCUACAUGUACACAAUACUUCUGACAGUGUUUUCAAUUACAUUACUUCUUGUUUUAUAGCAAUCAUUAAUCUAAUCGAAAUUUUAUAAUUCAUUUACUUGUAAAUCUUUUCUGCCAUGUUAAAAUAUGUACACAUCCUAGGUUAUGAGUCAUAGCCUAGGAUGUGUACCUACCCUAUGGCUCUACUCUGUUCAUACACUGAAGAAAAUUUCUUAGAAUGAAAAGAUCUUAAUCGAGUGAACUGUAAGCUAAGGACAUUUUUUCUGGCUUACAUUUUACUGGUCCUAGAGCUGGACAGACUGUUCAUUUGUUCAAAGGGGGAUAACAAAUAUUACACAUGUAUUGUAACUGUCUUAAAUUGUCAGAACAGUGUUUAUACUCUUGUAGAAAAAUAAAACCUCUUUCUUAGGUGUUAAUUUGGUGUUUAAUGAAAUUUACUAUGUAUAUAUAAAACUUAACAAAAAACAGCACUUUAAAUGUUAAGUGUAAGAAAUUGUUGAAAAAAUAAAAUCUGAAGUUUUAAUCUGUAAUGAUGUCAGUAAUUUUUGUUACUGAAAUAAGGAAAAUAAAAAUCACAUGUUAAUAUGUCUUCUUCAGCAACUUAAAACUCUUAAAACUUAUGUGUAUAUCACUUAAGUUUUAACAUCACUUCAGUUUUAAGAUAAAGUUUUAUUAUCCUUCAAUAUGUUGUGCUGUAAUGUAUAGGCCAUUUUAAAAUCUGUACGCUAGGGAUAAACCAUCUAAAGCAUUCCCAUCUUAUAAUGCUGAUAAGGGAAAGAACUCUUCAAAUCUUGUAAUAAAAGCUGAAGGAAUCUUUGUAAUUACCAGUUAAAGGUAUUUCAUAAAUAUCUUUACAUAAUGAAGACAAAGACUUAAUACUCUACUAUAAUACUCAUGAUAUAUCAAGAAUGAAAUAAUGUCUGUUAUAUAUUUUUUACCUUUUAUCAUCAGAACAUUUUACCCAUUUUGAUUCAUUAUUACCACUUCUGUAUCAAACCUCCAGCAAGAAAUAUUGUAUAUAUUAUAUGUAUAUAUGUACAUAUACAUUGAUACAGUAAGCUUGAUUUACAGAUGAAAAAUUUAUUACAUCAAUCCUAAGACAUUAUGGAAAUAUUAAGUAUAUGUCAAAGCAAAGCAAAGUACAAUUGCGUUACUGUAUGAUGAUAUUUAAUGUAAAUAAUGACACAUUUUUGUGAUGGAUUUAUAAAGUUCGUUUUGCGUAGCAUUAAUAGUUAUAUAUAAAUAUUGCUCAAUCUUUAUGCAACAAGAACAUGUGUAUAGUGUAAGAGUGUGUUAAUCUGUUAUAUGAUACUGUACAUAGAUUACAUGUUUGUAUCAAAUUAAAUAUCACAUGUUACUCUUAUUGUUAAAAAGCUGCAUUUAUUUUGUAACUAAUAUACUACAGUAAAGUUAGACAAUCUUGUGAGUUUGUGCAAGUCUAUGAGCCGACAAUCAAACAUUUCAUAUCUGUAAAUGUAUGAACACUUGCACUUACUACAGUGUUUUUUUUUCCACUUUUGGGGGAAGGGGGUCGAUGCCCUUUGGAGGGGGAAAAAUGCAAUAGGAGGGGGAAUUUUAUUUGUUUACCUAUUUUUUAUUGUUUUCUUUGCGGUAGAAAAGGGGAGCAACUCUUGCAACACAAGUUUAAAAUACGUCGCUUUUUCUUAAUAUACGGAUCUAAAAUAUUGAUGCGUCACAAGUUAAACUUGCUGGGACACCGGGAGUAGCUCCACUUACCUACAUGAGAAAGAUUUGUAAACAAACUUGCUUAAGAGUAACUCUUACAGGCAUAAAAUAAAACAUUUUUUGGCAGUUAGUUGCAAAAAAAAAAUGAUAUUCAUUGCAGGCAAAUUCGGGCUGCCAUAUAUGGGGAAAUUUUGGCCUGGGGGGGGGGGGGAAACAUACUAUUUUGAGGGGGGAAUGGGGCCGAAUUUCGCCGAAUAUUUUGGUGAAAAAAAACACUGUACUAUUAUGUAAAUUCAUGUAAAACAGCGUGUUCAAAUAAAAAGAUGGGUAAAUUGUUGUUGUUCCUCCACAGAAAAUUAUAGUUUUGAUAAUAUUUGAUGUUUUUCUUUUCAAUUUUGUUAUUGUCUGUACUUUGGUUUUUGUAGCAAAUGAAAAUAAAUCCAUUCUAAUUAACAGUAUUGAUAACUGUUGAUUAACGUGAGUGACAUCAAUCAAACUUAAUACAUAAGAAUGAUUAUAAUCAUCACCUUUCUUUUUUUUUUAAAAGAAAAUGAUAAACUAGAUGUGACUGUUUGAAAGAACAUACCCUAUCCAUUUAUAAAACUAAACAAUGUCAUGGUAAUAGAAAGGCUUAAACUCACUAUAACAAGGUAAAGAUGCAGUUUAAAGCCACUUAUAAUAUAACUAAAUGUAUCAUGUUACCUUUUUUUAUAAAAUACUUACUGGAGGAUAAGAACAACUACAGAAUCAGUUUUACUCUAGAAUUAUUAGUAUCCAAGACUCUGUAACAUCUUUAAAAUUAUUUCAGUAUCAAAGAAAUACAGCCAAUAUUAUAUUUUAAGUAUGAUGUUUAAUUCAAGAAAUAUUUAUGUACAGAAUAAUAGAAAGAAAUAUGUAUAUAUACAAUUCAAAGUCACAAUAAAUUGACUUGAAUAUGUAUGUUCAGUAUUUAAACUGUUAUUGUUAGUUAUUUUGUUGACAUUUGUUGUUGUUGAAGUUUAUGAGAUAAAAUAAAGAAACUUAGAUUUUGUAGUAUAGUUGUUGAAUAUAGCUAAUUUUUUAAAGAAAGUAGUAAACAGAUUAAAUGAUAUCUUUUGUAAAUCUUCCUUUCAUAAAUAAAUCACAAAGUAAACAAA